AUGAGACUGUCUUGCUUGAAGUUAAUUUUAAUCACAUUCGUGUUUACAACAUUUUGGAAUAAACUAAAAUCUCAAAAAAACAAUGGGACUGAAUCUUUAAAUCAGGUACCAACUGACAUGUCUGAAGAGGAGAAAGAAAAUAUUUAUGAAGAGUUUGUGGAUUAUGAUUUAAACAGAGAUGGCCUUAUUGAUGCGGAAGAAAUUUCAAUAGUUUUAAAAAAUAUGAAAAAGCCAGACUUUAUAAAAUUUUUUACCAAAGUAGAUUUGGACUCCUCAGGAACAAUUUCAAUUAAUGAAUAUAUGAUAUUUAUAAGCUCAAACUGA
Plasmodium gonderi is the source of this 324-nucleotide messenger RNA. Its product is annotated as centrin. The transcript has 4 exons. Lineage: Eukaryota; Apicomplexa; Aconoidasida; Haemosporida; Plasmodiidae. The record is from RefSeq and is a predicted model, not a curated record. Gene Ontology annotation, molecular function: calcium ion binding. Bases 1 to 324 code for a protein of 107 amino acids.